This is a messenger RNA of Zygosaccharomyces rouxii, 1938 nucleotides long. RefSeq names its product pheromone-regulated protein PRM1 (gene PRM1). The record is from RefSeq and is a predicted model, not a curated record. NCBI's taxonomy places the organism in Eukaryota, Fungi, Ascomycota, Saccharomycetes, Saccharomycetales, Saccharomycetaceae. Gene Ontology annotation, cellular component: mating projection tip. The transcript has a single exon. The coding region runs from base 1 to 1938 and encodes 645 amino acids.
AUGGUAGUCUUUACUAGCUAUUUGCAGCUCCGCGACAGGCUGUCGCAAGUAUGGUUGAAUAAAUACACACUGGUACUUUUCCUUGCGAUGGUUAAGCUAAUUUUCUUCUCAAAAUCCAUUGAGAACUCCAUUAAACAAUCUGAGAACUAUAUUUUGUCACAUUGUAAUGUCAUUGAUUCCAUAUAUGCUGAAACUGUAGGUAGUACACCUCAUUACAUGGCUGUCAUGGGUAAUUUUCUAAUAAGAGAAGCAAUGAUUCAGUCAGUUAGGGCUUCUCUCAUGACUUUAACACUGCUGGUAUACGCAAGUGAAGGAUUACUAAAUUUCGUGAUUGAUCUUUACUUAGGAACUUAUGCAUGUCUUAUCAUAAGCGCCGUUGACGGUUCAGUGGAUGUAGCUACCAAUGCGACAGAAAAACUACUUGGUGCUGUUAACCAUUCCAUAUCAGCAGUUGCUAAUGAUAUCGAUGACGGUCUCGAUGAUAUCUCAAAGGUGGUUAAUAAGUUAGUCUCUGCCGCGCAUAAAGUGGAAGACCUUUUCAAAGGCGAUAAGGAUAACGACGCAUCAGAUCACAUACAUAAAAUCAAUCUAACGGUGGAUUCGUUGAGAAAUUUACACAUACCAUCCUCUAUCAAUAAUAAGCUCCAAGAAUUAUCCGACAAGACGCCUGAUUUCGCCCAAGCUAAGAAUCUCUCCAAGCGUUUAGUAAGUGUACCGUUUGAAGAAGUUAUUAAAGAGAUAAAAAAGAUAAAUGCUACUAGAGUGAUUGGGAAUUCAAGUUUGCUUUACAUACCACCCAAAAACAGCAGUAACAGUUCGCAAGGAGGGAUUUGCAAGGCUAGCGAACCCGAUAUUAGGAAAUUCUACGAUGGUAUAAGCCAUGCCCUGACAGUUACCACAGUUAUUUGCACGGUACUGCUUGUGAUAGGAGCCCUCUGCGCUACAAUCCCCGUGGCGUACAGCGAAUUCAAACUUUGGGGACGCCUGCUUGAAAUGAGAACCCAAUACACCGAGAAGCAAGAGCCUUAUGCUAUUUCUGAUGACGAUUCCACUUCGCAUAUAUUCAGAACCCGUGAAGAAGGGUCUCAUUACGAUCUAAUAGCUAGUUAUCAUCAAUGUUUCCACCACUGGAACUUCAGAAUUUCAAAUGCACUAGUAUCACUGGUGGAAAGGUUUAGUCCACAGCAUAACGAUGACAAUGGUACGAAAACCCUUCAGAGAGCAAGAAUAAGGUGGGCAGUUGCAUAUGUUACAUCAGAAAGAGCACUAUGUGUGCUUGGUAUUGGUCUACUGGGAUUGGCGGUAACGAUUUUACAACUAAUUCUUGUAGCGGUAUUACAAAAAUCAUUAAAGGACGUUAGUGACUCAUCCAAAGACCUUAAGGAUACCCAAAUGGGGAAGAUAUUAGAGCAGGAUAUGGCUCAAUGGACUCACAGUGCGAAUUUAUACAUCAACAACACUCAAAAUAACGUUAAUGAACACGUAUUCGGCUGGGUUGACAAAACAACUGUAGCUGUUAAUCAUACCGUGAAUGAAGUAAUAAAUGAAAUUGAUCACACACUGGUUGGUGCUUUCAACGGUACAUUGCUCCAAAAACCAAUGAAGGCAGUCGUAGGAUGUGUUAUUGAAAACAAGCUCUACGCUAUAGAAAAAGCCAUGACAUGGAUCCAUGACAAAGCUCGACUGGACCUGCCAGAUAUCAAUCUCUCGCAGAUCAAAGAUGCAAUGGAAAAUUCAAAGAGUCCGUCAAGUCCCUCCAUAUUACCCAAGAUCACACACGAAAUCCAUGCCACCAUAAAACUGAUCCUAGACGGAUUCCACAAGACAGCAAUUUACCAAUUGCUGGUAGCACUAUCACUGCUAGGGAUCUGGUUUCUGCAGAUACCAAUAGCACUGAUAAUUGCAUUCUAUAGAACAACAAGAAUAAGCAAGUACUAG